Apis cerana (Asiatic honeybee) is the source of this 1188-nucleotide messenger RNA. Its product is annotated as putative odorant receptor 69a. NCBI's taxonomy places the organism in Eukaryota, Metazoa, Arthropoda, Insecta, Hymenoptera, Apidae. The record is from RefSeq and is a predicted model, not a curated record. Gene Ontology annotation, molecular function: olfactory receptor activity; odorant binding. Gene Ontology annotation, cellular component: plasma membrane. Gene Ontology annotation, biological process: sensory perception of smell; detection of chemical stimulus involved in sensory perception of smell.
CAAAAAUAAAAAAAUGUUAAAAUAUUUAUCGAUGUUAAUCAUGAGUUUAGGCUCCUUCGUAAAGUACAAUAUAAAUUGGUAUCAACUUGCAAUAGUUAAAGAGUUUAUGGAUAAAAUAAAAUACGAUUGGGAAAUAAUCGAAAUGAAUAAUGAAACACUUGAAAUUAUGAAAAGACGUACUUGUUUAGGAAAACGUUAUGUAUUACGAUUUGCAUGUAAGAAAUAUAUUUCGAGAUAUAAAAUAAAUUUACAUUCUAAGUUGCAUAUAUUCUAAAAUAAUUAUAUUACAUAAUUAUAUAUGCACAUUACAGCAAUUUUGUAUUCAUCAUUAGCUAUCAUACUAUUCUGUCAUAUGUCAACCUGUCUUCUAGAUAAAAUUCAGCCAUUAAAUGAAACACGUUUGAAAAAAUUUCCCAUACUGACGGAAUAUUCAAUUCUUGAUGAAAAAUAUUUUUUAUUUACAACUAUAUAUUUAUAUAUAUCAUUGCUAUUAUUAAUAACUAUAUUUGUAGCAACGGAAUCAUUAAUGAUUUUAUGGCUACAACAUGCUGCCAGCUUAUGUGAGAUUACAAGUUUCUUUGUUCAAAAUGCUACUUUAAAGAGUUCUAAAGAUCAUUUUGAUAAUAAUAUAAAAAAGUAUAUAAUAAAAGCUGUAAUUACACAUAGAAGAGUAAUACAAUUUUUACAAGAUGCUCGUGAUUAUAAUGUAAUAACAUACUGUAUUCUCCUUAUAUUCGCUAUCACAUCCUUGGGCAUUAAUUUGUUUUGUUUAUCACAAUCGAUCCUUGUGUUAACUAAAAUCGAAGAAACAAUUAUCAAUUUUUUGUGUAUUAUUUGUGAAUUGUCAUAUAUGUUCUACAUGAAUUAUAUGUGUCAGCAAGUAUUGGAUUGUUCUAAUAAUCUUAUCAUAACUAUAUUUCACACGAAUUGGUAUAAAAUGCCUGUUUCCAUCCAAAAAUUAAUUUUAAACAUUAUGUUAAAUUGCAACAAACCAUACUUAUUUACUUUCUUCAGUGUUUACUAUCCAACAAUAGAAGGUUUUGCAUCGUUAUUAAAAAUGUCAUUAUCUUAUUUUAUGAUGAUAUUAUCUAUGCAGUAAGGAUUUUUUAAAUAAUGAAAACACGAAGAAUAAUAUUUGUAUUAGUAUAAUAAUAAUAAAUUAAAUAAAAUAAUUAAUUUCUCAAUUUA